AUGGCAACCCUGACCACCCGCACCGGUCAGACUAUGGACCGUCAAGGCAUGGAGUCCAUGCUGCGUCGACGCAUGUUCUACACGCCCGCCUUCGAGAUCUACGGCGGUGUCGCUGGUCUCUACGACUACGGCCCUCCGGGCUGCGCCCUUCAGGCCAACCUGAUCGAGACCUGGCGCAAGCACUUUGUCCUCGAGGAGGACAUGCUCGAGGUCGACUGCAGUGUCGUGACCCCCCAUGACGUCUUCAAGACCAGCGGCCACGUCGACAAGUUUGCCGACUGGAUGUGCAAGGACCCAAAGAACGGCGAAAACCUGAGAGCCGACCAUCUUGUCGAGGCCGUCCUGGAGGCAAGACUGGAGGGCGACAAGAAGGCGCGCGGCGAGGAGGUCCAGGACAAGGAGGUCGACCCCAAGAAGAAGAAGAAGAAGGUCUCUGCUGAGGUCAAGAAGCUGGACGACGCCCUUGUCAAGGAGUACGAGGAGGUCCUGGCUCAGAUCGACAACUACGAUGGUGACGCCCUCGGCGGCCUGAUCAAGAAGUACGACAUCAGAAACCCCGCCACUGGUGCCGAGCCCUCGCCCCCGAGGCCCUUCAACCUCAUGUUCCAGACCACAAUCGGCCCCUCUGGCAAAGACCAUGGAUACCUCCGACCCGAGACGGCCCAGGGACAGUUCCUGAACUUUGCCAAGCUGCUCGAAUUCAACAUGCAGAACAUGCCCUUUGCCAGCGCCUCCAUUGGCAAAUCCUACCGGAACGAGAUCUCCCCGCGUGCUGGUCUGCUCCGUGUUCGCGAGUUUCUGAUGGCGGAGAUCGAGCACUUUGUGGACCCCGAGGGCGGAAAGAAGCAUCCUAGAUUCCCAGAGGUCGAGAACCUCGAGUUGACGCUGCUGGACAAGCACACUCAGCUGUCCGGCCAGACGACGACGCGGAAGAUUACCAUCGGCCAGGCGGUCAAGGACAAGGUCGUGGACAACGAGACCCUGGGCUACUUCAUGGCUCGAAUCCACCUGUACCUGGAGAGGGUCGGUGCGGAUAUGAGCAAGGUCCGCUUCCGACAGCAUAUGGCCAACGAGAUGGCCCACUAUGCCUGCGACUGCUGGGACGCCGAGAUGCAGACCUCGUACGGCUGGAUCGAGUGUGUUGGCUGUGCUGAUCGAUCCGCCUACGAUCUGACGGUCCACCAGAAGAAGACUGGCGCACCCUUGAUCGUGCGCCAGGUCCUGACCACUCCCAUCGUCGAGCAGCUAUGGGUUGUGGACAUUGACAGGAAGAAGUUCGGACCCCACUUCAAGAAAGACGGCAAACUGGUGGCCGAGGCUAUAGAAGCCCUCGACGAGCCACAGCUGGCAAAGUUCGCAAAGGAUCUGGAGGAUCAGGGUAGCUUCACCAUCGAUGUCCCUGGCAUCGCAGCUGGAAAUGCCACGGUUGGCAAGGACCUCGUCAAGAUUGAGUACAAGAGCAUAACAAAACACAGUAGGGAGUACACGCCCAACGUCAUCGAGCCUUCGUUCGGGAUCGGCCGCAUUCUGUACUCGUUGAUUGAGCACAGCUUCUGGACUCGCGGCACGGAGGGCGGUGAUGAAGCUCGCGGUGUCCUUUCCUUCCCUCCAGCAAUGGCCCCGACCAAGGUCCUCAUCGUUCCUCUCUCCAAGAACGAGGAGUUCUCGCCCAUCGCACGCAAGAUGGGCCACAAGCUCCGCCAGAUGGGCAUCUCCAGCCGUGUAGAUGACUCCGGCGCCAGCAUCGGCAAGAGAUACAGCCGAAACGACGAGCUGGGCACGGCCUUUGGCAUCACUAUCGACUUCCAGACCGUCAAGGAUGGCUCGGUCACCCUGCGGGAGCGCGACUCCACGAGGCAGGUGCGGGCGGAUGAGUCUCGCAUUCUGGAGGCCGUGCAGAGCAUGGUGAACGGCAGCAAGUCGUGGAAGGACGUCGAGGGCGAGCUGCCCAAGUUUGAGACACAGGAGCUGGAGAUUAGAGAAGCUUAG
Molecule: messenger RNA, 1989 nt
Organism: Cryphonectria parasitica EP155
Lineage: Eukaryota; Fungi; Ascomycota; Sordariomycetes; Diaporthales; Cryphonectriaceae
Product: glycyl-tRNA synthetase
Exons: 2
Coding region: 1-1989 (662 amino acids)
Biological process (GO): mitochondrial glycyl-tRNA aminoacylation
Cellular component (GO): cytoplasm; mitochondrion
Molecular function (GO): glycine-tRNA ligase activity; ATP binding
Source: RefSeq, a predicted model, not a curated record